Lineus longissimus is the source of this 1198-nucleotide messenger RNA. RefSeq lists its product as uncharacterized. The coding region runs from base 169 to 843 and encodes 224 amino acids. Lineage: Eukaryota; Metazoa; Nemertea; Pilidiophora; Heteronemertea; Lineidae. The transcript has 5 exons. The record is from RefSeq and is a predicted model, not a curated record.
CUGGCCAAUGAGGUUGUACUGCAUUCUGCUGCUGGUAGACUGCAUUGCCUAGGAAGGGGGGCUGGGAGUCGGUUGCAAGUUAGGAUGAUAUGUGAUAUAGGGCUUACUUGGUGUAUACAGUGUGCAACGGAGGAGUUCUUUUCCAGUUUUCUUGAGUAACUCGUGAACAUGGCUCACGAAGAUAGGCAGAAACACCAGCAGGAUGUUCCGAACGUCAUAAUCUCGCACCAAGACGAGGCACGUUCAGAACCGCCAGUUCUGGAGGUCACUACGGAGCCUGCAUCAGCGGUACAUCACCCCAAGAGCGGAACAGAGCCGACAGUAGCGCAUAUAACAAAGAACACAAUCUGCCGACAAGAACAACAUGAGCAUAGAAAACAAAGUGGAGGUGACCUUUAUGACAUGGCACACCUCCAAAUCUGUAUCUUCGCCAGCUUCAUCUGUGUAGGGAUAGUCUUUCUCUUGACUGGACUAGCGUUAACUUGUGUUGGACAUUCUACGACUCCUUACAGUGCAUUGGAAAUCGUAGUCAUUCGGGGACAUCGAGCAGGAGGGCCGAUUCUGAUGGGGUUCGGUGCAGCGUUCCUUGCCUAUGGCAUAAUCCUUGGCGUAUAUUCAAGAAGGCCGCCUUUACCGAGACGACCUCUACCGCCGAAUCUGGGUCAGCGUCCAUCUCGCACGUCCAUCACUGGCAUGGGAUCUUGCACAGUCGUCAGCGGUCUGCAGCCAGAACCGACACCAUUCCGUCGUAAAGGCUCGAUUACGCUUUCAGAACCAGAAACCACGGGACUGCCAGAACCUCACGUGAACGUCGCUAUGGACCUCGACCAUCCAGAUAAAUAACUCGUUUAUAAUAACCGUAUUCGGUCGGGAUGUAAGCGUCGCGUCGGACGGCCAUAGACAUGGCAUGCGGAGUUGAAAUGUGAUCAGCAUGGUUUGAGGAUGUGAACCAUUUUAAUAUCAAGAGGCUCGAUCGUGAUACAAAGUUGUGUUGUUUAAUCCUUUCAAUUUGCCUUUUUGCUCCUUCCUUAGUCCAAAAAUCUUAGUCCACAUUCUUUGCUUUGUCGGGCUCCUCUCGCACAGUAUGAUGAUACAACGAUUUCCCUUUGUCUAACCUGGGACAUCAUUCUGCUGUCUGGCGGCCAGGGAAGCAACAGAGGUCGAAAACCAGAUGGGAAACUAUUUUGUACAUGUAGUA